Molecule: messenger RNA, 801 nt
Organism: Oreochromis niloticus (Nile tilapia)
Lineage: Eukaryota; Metazoa; Chordata; Actinopteri; Cichliformes; Cichlidae
Product: methyltransferase-like protein 27
Exons: 3
Coding region: 126-593 (155 amino acids)
Source: RefSeq, a predicted model, not a curated record
CAUGUGAUUCUUUUGGAAAGUGGGAAAUUUCAGCGGUUUUUCAAAAUCUGUGAAAUUCAUCCUCAGACGAACAUCCAGAGUUCACGGUACAGGCUCAGAACUGAUCGACUUCUCUCUGGAUUUAGAUGUUUGACCUUGGCUUCAAACACUUUGUGGGAGUGGAUGGCAGUAAGGGCAUACUGGAACAAGCUGCUAAGAGUGGCCUUUAUCGGGAGCUCAAACUGGCCUUACUGGGAGCAGACCCACUGCCUGCACAGACUGGUGAGUUUGAUGUGGUGAUCAUUGUUGGUGCUUUACGUGAUGGUUUCGUGCCGGUCAGCGCUAUCCGGGAGCUCUGCAAAGCUACUAAACCAGGGGGCUACGUCUGCAUGUCCAGAGUGGACCCAAAGUGCGAGUCUGGAAACAAAUACAAAACAUCUAUGGAGCGUGAACUGCAGCUGAUGGUGGAGGAGGGCCUGUGGAGCCCUGUGGAUACCAAAGAGAUGCACAGAUACAUGAUGGAUGUUUAUAAUCAUAAAAGCAAGGAUGAGAAAAAGGAGGAAUUCCUCCAUGGAACCAUGUACCUGUACAGGAAGUCUCUUAAUAAGCUGUAAAAUUAGGAUUGGAGCCAAAAAUGUGAACUUAAAGGGUACAUAUUUGUCGAGCUUGUGCUGGAGUUAGCGUUACAGUACAGGGUGCUUUGAAUGGUUAUUGUUGUUUGUUGGUGAUGCAUAUAAAUUAAAGUGAAUUGAGUCAGAAGUCCAAGUCAAGUCCUUCUAAAUUCAAACCUCACCACUGGCAGCCAUCAUGAAAGCGUUAUCU